AUGGUGCUGUCCAAUGACAUCGAUCUGCUGCACCCGCCCGCGGAGUUGGAGAAGCGCAAGCACAAGAUGAAGCGGCUGGUGCCCACGCCCAACAGCUUCUUCAUGGAUGUCAAGUGCCAAGGAUGUUUCAGCAUCACGACGGUGUUCAGCCACUCCCAGACAGUGGUGCUGUGCGGCAGCUGCUCCACUGUGCUGUGCCAGCCCACCGGGGGCAAGGCACGCCUCACAGAGGGUUGCUCCUUCCGCAAGAAGGGCGACUAA
Molecule: messenger RNA, 261 nt
Organism: Closterium sp. Naga37s-1
Lineage: Eukaryota; Viridiplantae; Streptophyta; Zygnematophyceae; Desmidiales; Closteriaceae
Source: the annotation of a GenBank genome assembly